AUGCCUCAAUCACGCCUUUUCAAGCCUCUCCAGAUAGGCAAUAUAGAAGUCAAGCAUCGCAUCGGAAUGGCUCCCCUCACUCGAUUCAGAGCAACCGAAGAUCGAGUUCCGACACCCUUAAUGAAGGAAUACUACAGUCAACGAGCUGCUGUGCCCGGCACCUUGAUCAUCAGCGAAGGAACCUUCAUAUCAGCAACAUGCGGCGGCUUCCCCCACGCACCGGGAAUCUGGCGUGAAGACCAAGUCGAUGCCUGGCGAACCAUCACCGAUGAAGUCCAUCGCAAAGGAUGCUAUAUAUACUGCCAGCUAUUUGCAAUGGGCCGUGCUGCGGAUGUCGCAGUGGCCCGAAAGGAGGGAUUCCCUAUCGUUGCACCUAGUGCUAUUCCGAUUGAAGAAGGUGCUGCAAUGCCACAAGCCAUGACAAUUCAGGAAAUCAAACAGAAUAUUCAGGAUUUCAUUGAUGCUUCGAAGAACGCUCUCCGGGCGGGAUUUGAUGGCGUCGAAAUUCACGGUGCCAAUGGGUAUCUACUCGAUCAGUUCAUCCAGGAUGUCAGCAAUAAACGUGACGAUGAGUAUGGUGGCAGUGUCGUGAACAGAUCUCGUCUUCUCAGUGAAGUGAUUGAAUCCGUCGUCAAUGCCAUCGGUUCUGAACGUGUCGGGCUCCGUCUGAGUCCCUGGAGUACGUUCCAGGGUAUGAGAAUGGAAGACCCAAUCCCGCAAUUUAGGGAUGUAAUUAACAACGCUAGUCGGUCAGAUGUCGCCUAUCUUCAUCUCGUGGAGUCGCGGAUAUCUGGCUCCACGGACUAUGAUGGUCACGACCGGCUGGACUUUGCAUACGAUCUUUGGCAUGGGACUUUUCUCGUUGCUGGUGGAUAUACUCCACAGGAGGCACAGAUGCUCGUGAAUGAAACGUACCCGCGCAAAGAUAUUGUGGUCAUGUUUGGUCGACACUUUAUCUCAAAUCCGGACCUAGUAUACAGGAUCAAGGAGGGUCUGGAGCUCAAUGUCUAUAACAGAGAGAGCUUUUAUUCAUUUGAGUCGGCGCUGGGCUAUUCGGAUUACCCGUUCGGUAAGGAAUAUCUGGCAGGGAUAAAGGCCUAG
Molecule: messenger RNA, 1101 nt
Organism: Penicillium antarcticum
Lineage: Eukaryota; Fungi; Ascomycota; Eurotiomycetes; Eurotiales; Aspergillaceae
Product: alkene reductase
Exons: 1
Coding region: 1-1101 (366 amino acids)
Molecular function (GO): NADPH dehydrogenase activity; FMN binding
Source: RefSeq, a predicted model, not a curated record